AAAGGACAGAAAAAUGCCCAAAGCGGUCAAUGUUCGCGUCACCACCAUGGACGCUGAGCUGGAAUUUGCCAUCCAGCCCAGCACCACCGGCAAGCAGCUGUUUGACCAGGUGGUAAAAACCAUUGGCUUGCGUGAAAUUUGGUACUUCGGGCUUCAGUAUGUGGACGGCAAAGGUUACCACACUUGGCUAAAACUGGACAAAAAGGUGUCAUCUCAGGAUGUGAAGAAGGAGAACCCCCUGCAGUUCAAGUUUCGUGGCAAGUUCUUCCCUGAGGACGUUUCUGAGGAGCUGAUCCAGGAGAUCACCCAGAAGCUCUUCUUUCUGCAGGUGAAGGAGAGCAUCCUGAGCGAUGAGGUCUACUGCCCACCAGAGACAGCCGUGCUGCUGGCCUCCUACUCUGUUCAGGCCAAGUUUGGAGACUACGAUAAGGAUGUCCACCGGCCUGGGUACCUAGUGUCUGAGCGCCUACUGCCACACAGAGUCAUGGAACAGCACAAGUUAUCCAAAGAUCAGUGGGAGGAGAGGAUCCAGGUGUGGCACGAGGAGCACCACGGGAUGCUGAAGGAGGAUGCUAUGCUGGAGUACCUGAAGAUCGCCCAGGACCUUGAAAUGUACGGAGUCAACUACUUCGACAUCAAGAAUAAGAAGGGAACAGAGCUGCGUCUGGGAGUGGACGCCUUGGGACUCAAUAUUUAUGAGAAGGAUGACAAACUGACCCCUAAGAUUGGCUUCCCCUGGAGUGAAAUCAGAAACAUUUCUUUCAAUGAUAAGAAAUUCAUCAUCAAGCCUAUUGACAAGAAAUCUCCGGACUUUGUGUUUUACGCCCCGAGACUGCGCAUAAACAAGCGCAUCCUGCACCUGUGCAUGGGCAACCACGAGCUGUACAUGCGUCGCCGUAAACCCGACACAAUUGAGGUGCAGCAGAUGAAGGCCCAGGCCAAAGAGGAGAAACACCAGAAGCAGAUGGAGAGAGCCCAGCUGGAGAAUGAGAAGAAGAAGAGAGAGGCCAUUGAGAAAGAGAAGGAGCAGAUGGAGCAAGAGAAGCAGGACCUGAUGAUGAGGCUCUACCAGUUUGAGGAGAAGACCAAGAAGGCAGAGAAAGAUUUGCAAGACCAGCUGCAGAGAGCCAUGAUGCUGGAGCAGGAGCGCAGGAGAGCAGAGGAGGAGGCAGCUCGUCUGGAGGCAGAGCGUCAGGCUGCCCUGCUGGCUAAAGAGGAGCUGGCCCGCCACUCUGAGCAACAGAAGAAGAGUCAGGAGCAGCUGGCUGCUGAGCUGGCAGAGCACACAGCAAAGAUCAGCCUGCUCGAGGAGGCUAAGAAACGCAAGGAGGAGGAGGCCAACUCAUGGCAGCUCAGGGCCCGUGAGGCCCAGGACGAUCUGAUUAAAACCAAGGAGGAGCUGCACAAUGUGAUGACGACGCCUCUGCCGCCACCACCUCCUCCCAUGUACGACCACCUCAUGGAUGACAACAGUGACGACAACACCAGCAUGCACAGCGCCGACCUGCACAUGGACGGCAUCAACGACCACCGCAACGAGGAGGAUCGCCUGACUGAGGCCGAGAAGAACGAGCGCGUCCAGAAACAGCUGAAGGCCCUGACCUCAGAGCUGGCUCAGGCACGUGAUGAAUCAAAGAAUACCGCCAACGACCUCCUCCACAGUGAGAACGUGCGAGCUGGCCGAGACAAAUACAAGACUCUGCGACAGAUCAGGCAGGGCAACACCAAGCAGAGGAUCGAUGAGUUCGAAGCCUUAUAAGGAGCCCUCGGAAAACGUACCCUUUCUGAAUGGUCACUACAUAUCUCACUCUUCGACUGCCAGAUCAACACACAACCAUACCCGGACAUGUUUAACACACUGCUGCAGACUGAAUUGAAGCAGUAUAAGCAGAGCAGAAGCAUCACUACAGAGAGCAAGAAACUCCUGUUAUGAGUGCCCUGCUGGAUGCAGGGCUUUGCAAACCCUCUGAAGAAAUAUUAGUGCCAAAAACUUUCCCUUUUGUCUCUACUUAGUGUUUCAUUUCCCGUUUGUGUAUUUAAUUGUGUAAUUUGAGCAAUUCAGACCAAAAAUAGUCAUCUGUUUUUAGAGGUGGGAUGAAGUGGGGGAUUAGCCAAAUUAUUUUAGUAUUUUAUGAUGCGCACAGAGAGAAAAUAGUACAAGCUUUGCUUAUUUUUGAUGGAGGACCGUUUGUUGUUCAUGGUGACCACUCAGAAAGGGGGAACGAGCAGAAAAAUAGUUUUUAUUUUCCAUCAUAUUUGAACACUUCCAUUUAUGUUUAA
Messenger RNA from Pundamilia nyererei, 2280 nucleotides. RefSeq names its product ezrin b (gene ezrb). Bases 14 to 1759 code for a protein of 581 amino acids. The record is from RefSeq and is a predicted model, not a curated record. The transcript is spliced from 13 exons. Gene Ontology annotation, cellular component: cytoskeleton. Gene Ontology annotation, molecular function: actin binding. Lineage: Eukaryota; Metazoa; Chordata; Actinopteri; Cichliformes; Cichlidae.